Molecule: messenger RNA, 823 nt
Organism: Puccinia graminis f. sp. tritici CRL 75-36-700-3
Lineage: Eukaryota; Fungi; Basidiomycota; Pucciniomycetes; Pucciniales; Pucciniaceae
Exons: 5
Coding region: 17-823 (268 amino acids)
Source: RefSeq, a predicted model, not a curated record
CAAAUUGGAUCCAGCGAUGGUGGUUCAAUCAGCACCAAAUUGUCCCUUGUUCAACCCAGCCACAAUGGCCAGGGAAAAGGCGAAUGCCAUCAGCAAGCUUUCAAAAGAAUACACUUUGAUCCCCACACGAAGAUGGAACCCUCUUCUUGGCAAGAACCUUCAGUUGGAUGGCUGGGACCAGUGGGUUCAACUUUGCCAAUUGGGAAAGCAAAUGAUUUUCAAGGCAACACUCGGAAAGAAAAAAACUGACCAAUCCGCUCGCGUCAUUAUGUAUUCUUCAGAAGUUGACCCUAUGGUUUCGGAUGUGGGUUUUGAUGAUGGGAGGGUCUUGUCAUCAAAUUCGCCAUUAGGCAAAAACUUUCAAGGGGGACAUGAGGUCUGUCGGCCAAAAGCGACAAAAUUAAAUUUGAAUUUUGAUUGGGUCCAAAAUCAUCAUCCAUUCAACAUCAACAAUGCAGAAAUCCAGAAUGGACCGGGUUCAGCGUUUCAUAACUUUAAACCUCAUGACCUUUCGGGAACUGUCGUCUUGGGUGGAGACAGUAAAAACAAAAAAGCUAACUUAUCACUUGACCGACCGGGCUACGACGCCCCAGGACACAGCCAACAUCAUCAGCCUAUCAAAGAGAAUAACCCUAAUAGUAAACAAGAUGCGGAUAGCUUCCUACCUAUUACCGCACUAGGUCAUGCAGCUUUCAGAGAAAAUGAAGUUCAUCAGCUUUCUCCAAGUGAGAUGGGCUUGGGUAUCACGGCGGCCGGGUCUCUUGGCUUACCCGGUUCAUCAUUUCAAACCCCGAAAGUCGACAUGGUGGAUUCAAAUAAUUGA